Molecule: messenger RNA, 1380 nt
Organism: Lagenorhynchus albirostris (white-beaked dolphin)
Lineage: Eukaryota; Metazoa; Chordata; Mammalia; Artiodactyla; Delphinidae
Gene: EMX1
Product: empty spiracles homeobox 1
Exons: 3
Coding region: 1-1380 (459 amino acids)
Biological process (GO): regulation of DNA-templated transcription; neuron differentiation; central nervous system development
Molecular function (GO): DNA binding; DNA-binding transcription factor activity, RNA polymerase II-specific
Source: RefSeq, a predicted model, not a curated record
AUGAGAGAAGACGCGAGAUGGGGAGGAGGCCUAGAUCGCCCCGCACAAGCUCCAGUCCGGUUUUUGCCUCCGACUGCUUGCUCCGUCCCCACCCGCUGUCCCUCGCCCCGCCCCGCCCCGCCCCCCACCUUGGGGCAGGUGAGCCGCGGCCAAUGGGCGGGCUCGGGGCAGGUGCCCGCUAACUCUCGCCUCGCAUCGCGGUGGCCAAGCCAGGGCUGGACAGUGCUGGGAGGACCGGGGGCGGGGGUCGGUCCUGGCUGGACUCGGGAGGGAGGGGGCCGGGCUCAGCCCCCAGGCCGUAGAGGCAGCUCGCAGCAUCGCACGGAGCCCGCGCCAGUGCAGGCGCCGGGAGCUGCCCGCUCGGCCGCAGAGGCCGGCGAGCCUAGCUGCGCGCCGUGGCCCGACUCUCCGUUCACUGGCUCGCACACCCCUCGCCACUCCGCGCCUGGCUCGUGGGCAGGGGCUGAGCGCGGGCGGGCGGGCGGGGGAGGUGAGGGGUGCUGGUGUGUGUGCAUGUGCCUGGCUGGGUGCACACCCCGCACGGCGGCGGCGCCAGGACGCGGAGCGCUCCCCAGCGCCCGGCUGCCUCGCUCGGCUCUGGCGGCCGCGACCAUGUUCCAGCCCACAGCCAAGCGCGGCUUUACCAUCGAGUCUUUGGUGGCCAAGGACGGCGGCACCGGCGGGGGCACUGGCGGCGGGGGUGCAGGCUCCCAUCCCCUGGCGGCGGCCGCCUCGGAGGAGCCGCUCCGGCCCACGGCGCUCAAUUACCCUCACCCCGGCGCGGCCGAAGCGGCCUUCGUGAGCGGCUUCCCCGCCGCCGCGGGCGCCGGCCGCUCGCUCUACGGCGGGCCCGAGCUCGUGUUCCCCGAGGCCAUGAACCACCCUGCGCUGACCGUGCACCCGGCGCACCAGCUGGGCGCCUCCCCGCUGCAGCCCCCGCACUCCUUCUUCGGCGCCCAGCACCGGGACCCUCUGCACUUCUAUCCCUGGGUGCUGCGAAACCGCUUCUUCGGCCACCGCUUUCAGGCGAGCGACGUGCCCCAGGACGGGCUGCUUCUGCACGGCCCCUUCGCGCGCAAGCCCAAGCGGAUCCGCACGGCCUUCUCGCCCUCGCAGCUUCUGCGACUGGAGCGUGCCUUCGAGAAGAACCACUACGUGGUGGGCGCCGAGCGGAAGCAGCUGGCCGGCAGCCUCAGCCUCUCCGAGACGCAGGUGAAGGUGUGGUUCCAGAACCGGAGGACAAAGUACAAGCGGCAGAAGCUGGAGGAAGAGGGGCCCGAGUCGGAGCAGAAGAAGAAGGGCUCCCACCACAUCAACCGGUGGCGCAUCGCCACGAAGCAGGCCAACGGGGAGGACAUCGACGUCACCUCCAAUGACUAG